AUGCAGUGGGUAGACGAAAACAAUAAGCUGAUCAGGAUGAACACCCCGAAGGUGAUGAUCGACAACGCCGUCUGCCCCACGGCCACGCUGGUGAAGGUUCAUGUUGCGACCAAGAGAGGCGUCCUGCUCGACGCGUUGCAGCUGUUCGCCGACCUUGACCUCUCCGUCAACAAGGCCUACAUCUCAUGCGACGGCUGGUGGUUCAUGUACGUCUUCCACGUCACCGACCGCUUCCGCCGCAAGCUCACCGACGGCGUCAUCGACUACAUUCAGCAGUCUGUUGGGGCCUGGACCGAGCCGUCGCAGCCGGUGGCGCUCGUGGAGCCGACGGUGCUGGAGCUCACGGGCGUCGACCGCACGGGGAUCAUCUCCGAGUUGUUCGCCGUGCUUGCCGACAUGGGCUGCAGCGUCGUCGCCGCCAGUGCCUGGACGCACCGCGGCCGCCUGGCCUGCCUCGUGUACCUGCGCGACGUCGACGCCGUCCGUGUGCCGCGCAUUGAGUCCCGCCUCGGCCUCCUCUUCCGCGGACUAUCUGACGACGCCAGCGCCGGCGUGGCCGCCGUCCCCGCUUGCUCCGUCCCGCAUCCUGACCGGCGCCUCCACCAGCUCAUGUGCGCGGCCAGAGACCCCGACCGCGCGUUCCCCACCCCGUCCGUGUCCGUUGAGAGCUGCGGGGAGCGCGGGUACUCGGUGGUCACCGUGCAGUGCCCGGACCGCCCCAAGCUGCUCUACGACGUGGUGUGCACUCUCGCCGACAUGGACUACCUCGUCGUCGACGGCACCGUCGACACUAGCCGCGGCGAGGUGCGGCAGGAGUUCUACAUUAGGAGCGCCGACGGUAGCCCCACCAGCUCCGAGGCUGAGAUGCAUAGAGUGAGCCAGCGCCUCGAAGACGCCAUCGAACGGAGAUCAUUCGAGGGAGUGAGGUUGGAGUUGUGCACGCCGGACCGCCCGGGGUUGCUGACAGACGUCACCAGGACAUUCCGGGAGAAUGGAUUGCUCGUCGCCCAGGCCGAGGUUUCGACCAAGGGCGGCAUGGCCACCAGUGUGUUCUACGUGACCGGCACCACCGCCGGUCAGGCCGUCCACCAAAGCGCCAUCGACGCCGUGAGGGAGAGGGUCGGCAUUGACUGCCUUCUCGUCGAGGAGCACAGGCCGCAGCUCUACGAGGAUGACCACAAUGGCGCUGGAACUGGUCUGCUCUACGGCCUGGGCAACCUUGUGAAGAUGAAAUUCUACAACCUGGGUCUGAUCUGGAUAUCAAGAAAAACAGUUGCCGGAAUGUUGCCAGGUGAAACAAAUGGGGAAGAAGAUCCAGAAAUGCCUGGGCUGCGCAAGGGCCAAGGGGGCGGGCUCGGGAUCAGGAAGGAACAGGAUGGUGAAACAAACCUAUCACUAGACAAGUGA
Molecule: messenger RNA, 1407 nt
Organism: Lolium rigidum
Lineage: Eukaryota; Viridiplantae; Streptophyta; Magnoliopsida; Poales; Poaceae
Product: ACT domain-containing protein ACR8-like
Exons: 5
Coding region: 1-1407 (468 amino acids)
Source: RefSeq, a predicted model, not a curated record